AUGGCAGAAGCUUUGGUAUCCAAUCCAGUAACAACAACAUUUUCAACAGUUUCAACAGUGUCAACUGAAUCAUCGGCUAGCACCACAUCAGAACCAUCCACAUCCACAACAACAACUUUUGACAACAAAAACAAGAACAACAAGAAUCACAAAAAUCCAAAAAAGACAGACAAACAAGGUCGAGAGCGAGUGGCGUCCGACCGGGAAUACGGUGGUGACAAAAGCGGUUUUCUUUACAAGUCGGGCAUACCUACCUUGCGAUCCUCGGCCCAUCGGGUCAAAUUCAAAAAGAAGUGUCGCAAACAUGAUCCCAAACCAACGGAUGCCAAUGGCAAACUGACCAAUAAAACCUGGUUGCCAAAAGACUUGUUGCAAGAAGAUGUCUUUAGCUAUAGUCAAGAAGAACACGAUUUGAAAGGUGCCGUCUUGGCGCUCUUGCAACAGUGUGACGCGGAAAUUGUGGGAGAUUUUGAUCUUAAUCCACAAACAGCAGCAGCAGCAGCAACAACAGCAGAAGGAAUAGGCAGUGUCGACGACGAUAACAAAGCAAUGAAUACCACCAGCACCACCAGCACCACAACGGAUUGUAGAGAGACUCGGCUAGAAGAUUUUCGAGUGCCAGUGCAAUCCAUUUGGAGAAAGGUAAAUGGAGGCAACUGCGAAGAUACUCAAAAAUAUUUAUCCGAUCAAGUGGCCACCAACGAAGAAUUUUUGCAAGUCUUUGAUAAAUUUGUGGUUCAAGUGGCGUUGCCCUAUUUGAAGGAACGACUCUUGGCGGCUGUUGCCAAGGAAAAGGAAGAAGUGGGCGGCCAAGAAGGCACUAGUACUGAAGAAGACACAGAUACUACGACUCCCAUUACCUUUUACUACCAACGACCACCCACCUUGCGCUUGCAACCGGGUCCCGGCUGGGCCAAGGUUAAGCCCCACAACGAUGCGGAAUAUGGUCAUCAAAAUGGAGAAUUGAAUUUUUGGAUUCCCUUGACGGAUCGUCAAUGGACCGGAGUCGAUUUGUGGAGCGAAACAGUGCCGCAACAAGAUGAUUAUCGUCCGAUUCCUGCCAAUCUAGGACAAGCCAUUUCCUUUCAUGGAUCGAGCUGCAAACAUUAUGUCAACGCAAAUGCUUCCAAUCAUACGCGGGUCAGUUUGGACUUUCGAGUGGGAGUCCAAGGAUUCUUUGAUCCGUAUUGGCAAAUGAAGGGAACGACGGACGAUCAUGGUAGAAAAGAAGUGGUAUUGUAG
Molecule: messenger RNA, 1242 nt
Organism: Cylindrotheca closterium
Lineage: Eukaryota; Bacillariophyta; Bacillariophyceae; Bacillariales; Bacillariaceae
Source: the annotation of a GenBank genome assembly